AUGAAAUUGAAAACUUUGCUGGUUACAAUUUUAGUUUUGAUCUUCGUCAAAUAUUCUGACCAAGCAGUUAAAUUUUUGAAUUGUGUUAUCUUAAUUAAUCCCUUUAAAAUAAGAGUUAACAAAGUGGAAGAAACUCAUAACGAGUAUAUGCUUGACUUCAGACAUUCUUUAAGAAUUACUCAAAAUUUCACAAAUUAUAUAAGCAUUAACUUGACAUUGCUUGUGAAAAUAGACUCGUUGUACUUCCAUUAUUCGGUUGAUCUUCCUAAUGCUAGUGGAAAAAUGGUUCCUUUUAUCAGGAGAAAUGGAAUGAACUUGUGUAACUAUUUCAAAGAAAAGAAAAAAAAUAGCAUAUUGAAUUCGCUUUAUAAGAACAAUAAUUCAACCUCAAAACGGAUUACGGAAUCAUGUCCAGUCGAACCAGGAUUUUAUUUCAUCAAAGAUUUCGAUGUUGGUGAAAGAUUGAUGCCAUACGCAGUAACAGAAACCAAAAUUUUUAUUGUAGUCAUUAUAAAAACAAAGGCUAAUGGGAAAAUGGUUGAUUUAUUCAAUUACAAAAUUCAAUAUGAAGUUAAAACUCUUGACAAGUUGGAAAGAGAAAGAAAAAGACAAAAGAAAAAUUGA
This is a messenger RNA of Clunio marinus, 624 nucleotides long. The record is from the annotation of a GenBank genome assembly. NCBI's taxonomy places the organism in Eukaryota, Metazoa, Arthropoda, Insecta, Diptera, Chironomidae.